Medicago truncatula (barrel medic) is the source of this 2819-nucleotide messenger RNA. RefSeq lists its product as uncharacterized. The coding region runs from base 502 to 2343 and encodes 613 amino acids. The transcript is spliced from 8 exons. The record is from RefSeq and is a predicted model, not a curated record. NCBI's taxonomy places the organism in Eukaryota, Viridiplantae, Streptophyta, Magnoliopsida, Fabales, Fabaceae.
CGGACUAGUAGUGUAUGUAUAUGGUAAUGGUAACACUAAAGUAAGCAAAAAAAGGCCAUAAAAUAAUGACAAAAAAGGAACCGUGUAUUCCAGAACAAUCUAUGCUGUGACUGCUUUGUAAAAAAAGCACAAUCCAAUACAAUAAACACACGCAAAACAAAACAUAAUAAAAAACAAAAGUGACCAAAACACCAAAUCCAGCUACAAAAACAACAACACCUACUCAAACUUCAAUUCUUUUCUUUAUCCAACACCAACUACUUCAUCGCUAAGAAACUCUCACACACAAAAAUACUAAUCAUUAAAUAAAUAAAACAAAAAAAAAAAAAAACAUUAAUUGCUUUGGUUCUGUUGUCUGUCAUAAAAUCUUGAUUUUCUCUUUCAACCAAUUCAUCAAAACAAGAUCAACCCAUUUCAUCAUUCAUUUUCAAACAUUCAAAUCCAUCAUCAAGUUAGAAUCUUUUCCUUUCUUUCUCAUCUUGGUCCCUCUCAGAUUUUUCAAUGGCUUGUCCUUCAAAUUCAAUCACCUACAAUGGCACCCUUUGUGCUUGUUUACCAGGACAUGUUCUUGAUGUUGUGUCAAAGAGUUGCAAACUCUUUAAAGCUGACUCAACUAUUACCACAGAUACUGGUGUUGAUUUCUAUGCUCUUAAGCUGCCAGAGACACUUCCUGGAUUUGAUUCUCUUAAGAAGUUUACACAGUCACAGGCUGUGUUCUUGGAGGCUACACUUGUUAUGCUUCUCUCUUGGCUUAUGUUUUGCUUAUUUCUUAGGUUUAUGAGCCUUGGUGAUGGUCGUGGUGUGUGGUUUAAACUUAGGUGGUUUGUUAGUCGAUUGGAUAUUUGUUUUGCUACUAGACAUUGGCUGGACGAUAAGAAAGUAGUAACAAAACGCAAAACUGAACUUGGUGGAGCUUUCUCCAUAGCAAGUUGGAUACUUUUCAUUGGUUUAUUUGCUGCGUUGCUAUACCAGAUCAUAUCAAAGAGAUCAAUUGAGGUUCAUAAUAUAAGAGCAACAAAUGCACCAGAAUUAACCUCAUUUCUAAAUGACAUGGAGUUCAAUAUAACAACUAUAUCUAGUAUGAGCUGUGCAAAUCUACGUGAUCUCGGUAACUUAGUUUCUGGAAAUCCGGGAUUUAUUGACGAAAGAGUUGUUUCUCUGUCAACUUUAGCAAACUACUCAUGUCACAACUCAAGCAAGGGACCAACAAUAGCACUCAAGUGUAAAGGUUGCAAGCUCAUCUCCGAUAACAUGUACAUUUCGUGGCAAUUUGUUGAUCUUCCAAAUAGUCCUGCUACUGCUGUUGGUUAUGAAUUCAAUCUCGCUUCAACGGAUAGUGCUAAGAAACACAUGAGUUUUGUUAAUGGAACGCUAAAGAAUGGAAGCACUUUUGAUGAUAGACCGGUUACAUUCAGAGGGAGGCAAUCAACUAUUUUGAAGUUCAAUCUGUUUCCAAAAAUAUACCGUAAUUUACACGAUCUAAAGCUCAUUCAGCCUUUAUUUCACGAGUUCCUCCCUGGUUCAGUUUUUCGUGAUACAAAUCAACUUCGAACUUCCCUUGAAAAUUCUGUUGAAGGACUAGUCAACACCACAUUGUAUAUCAAUUUUCUCUCUGCUUAUGUUGUGGAGGUUGAUAAAGAGAGUAUUUUGGGUCCUGUGAGCUUCCUUGCAGACCUUGGUGGCCUGUACUGCAUUAGCAUAGGCAUCUUUUUCUAUCUAUUGAUACAGUGUGAAUACAGGGUAAAGAAGCUCAGAAAUGAGGAUAGUGUUUUGCGGUCAAUUAAAAACCGGUGUAAAGCUCAAGAUAAUUGGGAUAAACUUAGGAAAUAUGUAAAGUUUACCUAUGGCGUUCCUACAAUGGAUGAUGACAACUAUGAUGAAUCUAAAAAGGGAGCUUGUUGUGAUGGGUUUAUGUUGUAUUCAAGACAAAGCAAUGGAUCAUCACAUAAGCGAAGGCAGCAAAGCAAAACAAGUUCUAUAAAUUUGUACGAGAAACCGAGUUUACCUGCUAACAAGUCAUUGAUCAGCAAACCGCUUGGAUCUACGAAUGAUUUGACACUGCAUUAUGAAAAUACGGCAAAGCAGCAUAGUGUUGGUUCAAGCAGAGAUUUCCCACCAUGUCAACCUCAAGAAUCGUCUAUCACUGAUGAUAACUUUAUUCCUCCUCCACCUUCACUAGAAUGCAAGAGUGGUUCUGAAAUGGACAUGUCCGAUGUUCAGAAGAAUCUCAAAAAUCUGUAUGAGUAUAAUGGCAUGUUAAGGGAAAGAUUAUUAGCUGCGCAGUCUCUGCUCCACUCCUCCUCAUCUAACCACUCUUCCCAAAUAAAGAGCAACGAAACUUAGCAUAGGUGUCUUUGCAUCAACCGAUCAUCAGACCAUUCCAUGAAUUUUACAAGCAUGAUUCAACAGUGGAAGUUGAUUCUUGAUUGAAACCUGUCCAAGAAGAGUUAAUGGUUGUAAAAUCUUUAAGUGGGAGAAUGUGCUGAAUAGAUCUCUUCAAAACCAUAGUAUUCCUAGCCGAAUAUUCCUGCAUUGAAGCUGCUGUGUCUGGACAAAACAUGCCGCCGAUCCAUAUUUGAUUUUGUCCGAUAUUCUUUGAUGAUUAUUGUUGUCAUCGUCUAAUAUUCUUUACCACUCUUCUGAAACUGAUUUUCCAUGUUCAUAUAUGUUUCGUCAAACCUUGUAUAUAGCCAGUGCAGUAUUUUGUGUAAAGGAGAGUGGAUUGUGAGUAAUAGUUCUUCAGAAUGUAACAUAAUUUCCCAUUUUUAUUCUUUAUGGAUUUUUUAUGUUAUGAUAUGCUGAGUGACUUUUUAUUUUCA